UAGACCCUGCGCAGCAGCGCCGGCGAAGCUCCUAACAUGGCGCCGGGCCCGCGCCAGGCCGCCCACGUGACCUAGAUUCGGGUCCCUUCUGGAGAGAACGUUCCGUAGCCUCGCGAGAGAAAGGCUGACUGCGCGCUGUCGCGAGCUCUGAGUCGAGGGGGGGCGGGGAGAGCGAAAAUAUCUCGCGAUACUUCGGGAGUCUUUUCUCCUAGAAUCCGGGGGUGGGUGUGGGGGGGUAACUAGGAGGUGAUCUCGCGGUAUCCUCCAGGAAAGCCGAGCGGCUCCGCUUGGGGUCAUAGGAGCCCAUGGUAGGAAAUCUCGCGCGACGUCACCGGAGCCUCCUCCAUCGAAAACCGAGGAGACGAGCCUGCAGAGAUAUCGCGAUAGUUCUGGAUUCCUCCCCUCCCUUAAUCGAGAGCUGCCGGUUCUCUCGCGGGAUCCUUGCUGCAGGGGCGGGGGAAGGGAGCGAGCCGAAAGGGGGCGUAGUUUGCGUGCUGAAGUCAGCGCGCUGGCAGGGAGGGGGCGGGGGUAUAUAAGGGGCGGGCCGAGCCGGGGGGGUUUCAGUUAGAGAGGCGAAACGAUUCGAGGUGAACAAGCGGCAGCAGCGGCGAGUUCGAGACCCGGCGAAUCUGACUCUCUGGACGCGGAGCGUGACCUCCCUAGACGAUCUCUCGUUAUGAGUCAUGUGGCGGUGGAAAAUGCCCUCAGUCUAGACCAGCAGUUUGCUGGUCUAGACCUGAAUUCCUCAGACUCUCAGAGUGGUGGAAGCACAGCAAAAGGUCGAUAUAUUCCUCCUCAUUUACGGAAUAGAGAACCUUCAAAACAGGGAUUUGACAGUGGGUGGAAUUCUGGUAGAGACAAGGAUGCAUACAGCAGCUUUGGUGCUCGGAGUGACCGUGGUGGAAAAUCAAGCUUCUUUAGUGAACGUGGGAAUGGGUCAAGAGGAGGCAGAUAUGAGGACCGUGGAAGAGGCGGUGACUAUGAUGGCAUUGGCAGUCGUGGUGAUAGGGGUGGCUUUGGCAGAUUUGACCGUGGUGGAAAUAGUCGCUGGUCUGAAAAGUCAGAUGAAGAUGACUGGUCAAAACCACUUCCACCAAGUGAUCGUCUGGAACAAGAGCUCUUCUCCGGAGGCAAUACAGGCAUUAACUUUGAGAAAUAUGAUGACAUUCCUGUUGAGGCAACAGGCAGCAACUGUCCUCCACAUAUUGAAAGUUUCAGUGACCUUGACAUGGGAGAAAUUAUCAUGGGCAACAUUGAGCUCACUCGCUACACCCGUCCUACUCCAGUUCAGAAACAUGCUAUACCUAUCAUCAAGGACAAGAGAGAUUUGAUGGCCUGUGCCCAGACAGGUUCUGGGAAAACUGCUGCAUUUCUUCUACCAAUAUUGAGUCAGAUCUAUACAGAUGGUCCAGGUGAUGCUCUGAGGGCUAUGAAGGAAAAUGGAAGGUAUGGACGCCGUAAGCAAUACCCAAUCUCUCUAGUCCUGGCUCCAACUAGAGAACUGGCAGUGCAGAUCUAUGAAGAAGCCAGAAAGUUUGCAUAUCGUUCCAAAGUUCGUCCUUGUGUUGUCUAUGGUGGUGCUGACAUUGGUCAACAGAUACGUGACUUGGAACGUGGGUGUCACUUGCUUGUGGCAACUCCAGGACGACUGGUUGACAUGAUGGAGAGGGGAAAGAUUGGAUUGGACUUUUGCAAAUAUCUGGUACUGGAUGAAGCUGAUCGCAUGCUUGAUAUGGGGUUUGAGCCUCAAAUUCGCCGUAUUGUUGAACAAGAUACUAUGCCACCAAAGGGAGUUCGUCAUACCAUGAUGUUCAGUGCUACUUUUCCCAAGGAAAUCCAGAUGCUUGCCCGUGACUUCCUGGAUGAAUAUAUCUUCCUGGCUGUUGGCAGAGUUGGCUCUACAUCUGAGAACAUCACACAGAAAGUAGUGUGGGUGGAAGAGUCAGACAAACGGUCAUUUCUGCUUGACCUGCUAAAUGCCACAGGUAAAGACUGUUUGGGAGAAUUUCAACACAGCUCUAAUGGCUCAGGCAAAGAUUCACUGACUCUGGUGUUCGUGGAGACUAAAAAGGGAGCUGAUUCUCUGGAGGACUUUCUCUACCACGAAGGAUACGCUUGUACAAGCAUCCAUGGAGAUCGCUCUCAGAGAGACAGAGAAGAAGCUCUGCACCAGUUCCGCUCAGGCAGAAGCCCAAUUCUGGUUGCCACAGCAGUUGCAGCAAGAGGAUUGGACAUUUCAAAUGUGAAACACGUCAUAAACUUUGACUUGCCAAGUGACAUUGAAGAAUAUGUGCAUCGCAUUGGUCGUACAGGCCGUGUGGGAAACCUUGGGCUUGCCACCUCAUUCUUCAAUGAGAGGAACAUAAACAUCACCAAGGACUUGCUGGAUCUCCUUGUUGAAGCGAAACAGGAAGUACCAUCGUGGUUGGAAAACAUGGCUUAUGAGCAGAUUCAUAAGGGUGGUAGCAGUCGUGGGCGUUCGAAGAGUCGGUUCAGUGGAGGAUUUGGUGCCAGAGACUAUCGAACAAGUAGCGGUGGCAGCAGUAGUAGCUUUAGCAGUAGUCGACCAAGCAGCAGCCGCAGCGGUGGUGGCAGUAGCAGCAGCGGCCAUGGAGGCAGCAGAGGAUUUGGAGGUGGUGGCUAUGGAGGCGGCUUCUACAACAGUGAUGGAUAUGGAGGAAACUAUAACUCCCAGGGGGUUGACUGGUGGGGCAACUGAGUCUGCUUGCAGCAGACAUCCCACCAAACAAGCUAAUAUGGAAACCACAUGUAACUUAGCCAGACUAUACCUUGUGUAGCUUCAAGAACUCGCAGUACAUUACCAGCUGUGAUUCUCCACUGAAAUUUUUUUUAAGGGAGCUCAAGGUCACAGAAGAAACAAAAGGAACAAGCAGCCCUAUUUUGAAGGUGAAGAUUCCAUUGCUGUAGUCAGGAUUAACUCCCCUCCCAGCCACCCUAACCCCAAACUGCAUUUCUAAUUUUGUGACUGAGGAUCAUUUGUUUGUUAAUGUACUGUGCCUUUAACUUUAGACAACUUUUAUUUUGAUGUCCUGUUGGCUCAGUAAUGCUCAAGAUAUCAAUUGUUGACAAAAUCAAAAUUACUGAACUUGAGCUAAAAUCAAACCUUGGCACACAGGUGUGAUACAACUUAAACAGGAAUCAUCGGUUCAUCCAUAAUAUUACAAAAACUUAUGCGGUAGCCUGCAUUAGGGCUUUUGAUACUUGCAGAUUUGAAAAAAAAACAACAAACAAACAUCUUGAAGCAUAUCAAUGGAAUUAGUUUCUAAUGUGGCAAAACUGUACUAAGUUAAAGUUCUGAUUUGCUCACUCUAUCCUGGAUAGGUACUUAGAACCUGAUAGUCUUUAAUAAGCCAUUCCAGUCAUGAUGAGAUGAUGUAUGGAUACAUGCAUACAUUAAAAGCACUGUUUUUGAAGUUAAUGCAAGUAAAUACAGCAAUUCCUUUUUCAAUGUUUAGGCAGAUCAUUAAUGUGAGCUAGCCAAAUGUGGGCAGAAUAUUACAGGGAACGUUUAAAGGUCUGAUAACUUGAAAUAGUUUUUAGGAGAAUUCAUCUAUUUAGACUUUUUAAAAAUGCCUGCCAUAUGAAAUUGAAAUGGUAGAAUGGCUGACCACAACAGUGACUGGUCCUCCUUAAGGGCCUGACUGAUUUUGGUCUAAUAACGCAUGCUAGUGUUGAUGUUUUUUGGUCAAGAGGGUAUGAACAGGAAGAAUUAUGCAGCAGGCUUUAUUUUAAUGCAGAUUCACAUUACUCUGUUCAAGCUGCGUUGAGAUGUUAAACUGGCUUACUGUAGACUUUGUAAAAUGGCUCCAGAAGAGUAACAAACAAAUCUUGAGAUCACAGAGGUUGGAAAUGUACAUAACUGCACAAGGUUUCAAUUCUGCUAUUAAAGUGCAGUUUUAGUCAGUUUUAGUUGCAUAGGUUUCCAUUGUAUUUAUAGUCUGUUUAUGCUAAAUCUGGCCAAAGAUAAGUAUUGUCCACCAGUAAAAUGCCUCUGCCACUUGGAAUUUCUGUGCUAACUUUUGUGGCCAGAGCCAUUAUCAACUCUUAAUCUACAGUGGCAUAGGAAAAUGGCAAAAAUCUCCUAAAGUGCAAUAGAUUUUUUCAAGUGUAUUGUGCCUUGUUCUAAAACUUUUAUUAAGUAGGUGCACUUGACAGUAUUGAGGUCAUUUGUUAUGGUGCUAUUUCAAUUAGUCUAGGUUUAGGCCCUUGUACAUUUUGCCCAUAACUUUUUACAAAAUACUUCUUUUAUUGCACAUUCAGAGAAUUUUAUAUAGGUCUUGUGUGCGUGUCCUUAACUUCCAAUCUUAUUUUGUCUCUUGGAGAUUGAACGCAGCUUGUCUAAGGAGAAGGAACUAGAUUCUAAAAUUUAUUUGGGACCAUGGGAAUGAUAGCUGGGAAGAAAACUAUUUGCACACGAGAUUUCUAGAUACUUUUUGCUGCUAGUUUUGUGUAAUAUUUAUUGAACAUUUUUGACAAAUAUUUAUUUUUGUAAGCCUAAAAGUGAUUCUUUGAAAGUUUAAAGAAACUUGACCAAAAGACAGUACAAAAACACUGGCACUUGAAUGUUGAAUGUCACCGUAUGCGUGAAAUUAUAUAUUUCGGGGUAGUGUGAGCUUUUAAUGUUUAAGUCAUAUUAAACUCUUAAGUCAAAUUAAGCAGACCCGGCAUUGGCGGUGUAGCCAUAACUUUCUGAUAGUAAAACAAAAAUUGGCAACUUAAAAUUAAACAUGCCAAGGUUUUGAUACACUUGUCUUAAGAUAUUAAUGAAACACUUCUAAACACUGAUGUGAAGUGUCCAGAUUCUCAGAUGUUUGUUUGCGUGAGUUUUGUUUAGUUGUGUGUGGUUUUUUGUUUUUGUUUAUUUUUCAGUGAAUGUCUGGCACAUUGCAAUCCUCAAACAUGUGGUUAUCUUUGUUGUAUUGGCAUAAUCAGUGACUUGUGCAUUUUAGCAAGUUUUAUCAGCCAACAAUAUUUUCAGUUCAGAAAUAAGGAUUAAAAAUCAUAUGCAAAGAAUGGGUUUAAACUUGCUGAAUGUAAAAAAUUCAACUUCAAGUCACUGUAGGUUUAGUAAUUGCUUAUUGUAUUAGUUUAGAUGCUAGCACUGCAUGUGCUGUGCAUUACUCUUGAUUUUAUUAAAAUAAAAAGUUGAACUGCA
Molecule: messenger RNA, 5176 nt
Organism: Chelonia mydas (Green sea turtle)
Lineage: Eukaryota; Metazoa; Chordata; Testudines; Cheloniidae
Gene: DDX3X
Product: DEAD-box helicase 3 X-linked
Exons: 17
Coding region: 677-2719 (680 amino acids)
Biological process (GO): cell differentiation; gamete generation
Cellular component (GO): nucleus; P granule
Molecular function (GO): RNA binding; ATP binding; RNA helicase activity
Source: RefSeq, a predicted model, not a curated record